Zeugodacus cucurbitae (melon fly) is the source of this 963-nucleotide messenger RNA. RefSeq names its product carbonic anhydrase 6-like. Gene Ontology annotation, cellular component: cytoplasm. Lineage: Eukaryota; Metazoa; Arthropoda; Insecta; Diptera; Tephritidae. Bases 124 to 963 code for a protein of 279 amino acids. Gene Ontology annotation, molecular function: carbonate dehydratase activity; zinc ion binding. The transcript is spliced from 3 exons. The record is from RefSeq and is a predicted model, not a curated record.
UUGCUUAUUAACUUAUUAUUAUUUAUAUUCCAAACCACAAGAUGAUUCAGUAUAAAUUAUUUUACAGAAUCUGCCGAGUGUCCUGGCAAAUAUCCUUCUCCAUUAAAUAUCAACACUGUGGACAUGAUUAAUCGAACUUACGAGCCAUUCGCAAUGGGGUCCUUUCAGGAUCAACCAAAAAUUGCUGAACUGAUAAAUAAUGGAGACACCAUUUUUUUAGAGCUCCAAUAUGACAAUGGUGAACCAUAUAUAUCCGGUGGACCGCUCGAGGGGAAAUUUCUUCUCGAACAUAUAUACUUUCACUGGCUGGGCAAUGACACAUUCGAAAGUGUGAAUCACACCAAUUCUGUCUUUUUUCCAGCUGAGUUGCAUCUGGCUUUCAGAAAUGACAAAUAUCCCACAUACUUCGAAGCAGCCCGCGUAAAUAACGGUAUUGCAAUGUUAGCCUAUCACUAUAAGGUGACGGAAUUUGACAAAAAUAUUUAUUAUGAAUUUAUGAAGGCUUUAGAGGAUGUUAUCAAACCCGGUGCUGUGGCCAAAAUUCGCGGUCCACUAAAGUUGUGGGACCUCAUUUCGUAUGAUAUUCAUGACUAUUACACCUAUACGGGUACAUUGACCACGAUGCUAUGCGAUGAGGAUGUUACAUGGAUUGAAUUUAAUGAUCCAAUUGAAAUUUCCGAAAAUCAGGUGGAUAUUUUUCGAAAACUCAAAGCGUACGAUAUGUCACCAAUGAUCUAUAGUCAGCAUCAUAUGUUGCCGCUUAGUAAUCGCACGGUGUUUAAUGCGUUUAUUUUGGAAGACCCAGACAGCGGAAUCCCGAUUUAUCACAGUGCUGUACCAUUUGUGGAUAAUUUAGUUGGUGUGGCAGCUACGUGGAAGCCUGCCGAAAUCCAAAUUUGUAUUGGCAUAUUUUCGGUUUUGAUUACCACAUUGAUCACAUCUGCUAGGUAUAUCAUAGCUUAA